Messenger RNA from Mucor mucedo, 588 nucleotides. RefSeq lists its product as uncharacterized. Gene Ontology annotation, biological process: endoplasmic reticulum to Golgi vesicle-mediated transport. Bases 91 to 546 code for a protein of 151 amino acids. NCBI's taxonomy places the organism in Eukaryota, Fungi, Mucoromycota, Mucoromycetes, Mucorales, Mucoraceae. The transcript is spliced from 4 exons. The record is from RefSeq and is a predicted model, not a curated record.
AAAAUAAUAAAAAAGGCUCCGUUUCAAUUCUUUUUUUUUUUUUUUUGUUAUACAUCUUUUUCAUUUUUUUUUUGUAAUUAUUAUUUUAAAAUGUCGAGACAGUUUGGAAAUAGAACUAGUGUAAGAACUUAUCAAAAUUUGCAUAACCGAUCCGCUCUUUUGGGUGAUGCACGACCCGAUGAUGAACGUCCUAAUUAUUUUGCACAAGACUCACAACAACAACAACAACAACAACAGUCAGUAAAAGUUAACAUGAACGAUAGAGACUUAGAUUACUUGGAAAGUCAAAACGAUGAUGAGAUUUCUGGAUUGUCUGCUAAAGUCAAGAUAUUAAAAAGUAUUACCGGUAAAAUUGGAGAGGAAAUUCGUCAUGGCAAUAGUUUUAUUGAUACAAUGAAUGAUCAGUUUUCAAAUACGGGGUCAGUUUUGGGUAAAACAAUGAACAAUUUCAAGAUUAUGGCUUCCAAGGAGUCAGGUACCAUGUGGUGGUGCUUGACUUUGUUUAUUGUAUUCAUCAUCUUUUUCUUUUAUUAUCAUUUCAAAUAAAAUUAAUAUUAAUACAAAAAAUCAUGGUUUUUUUUUUUUUUU